AUGAGUGGGACAAACCAGUCGAGUAUCUCCGAGUUCCUCCUCCUGUGGCUCUCCAGGCAGCCCCAGCAGCAGCAGCAGCUCCUCUUCGGGCUCUUCCUGAGCAUGUACCUGGUCACAGUCCUGGGAAACCUGCUCAUCAUCCUGGCCAUCAGCACAGACUCCCGCCUGCACAACCCCAUGUACUUCUUUCUUAGCAACCUGUCCUUUGGGGAUGUCUGCUUCUCCUCUACCACUGUUCCUAAAAUGCUGGCCAACCACAUACUCAAGAAUCAAUCCAUCUCCCUCCCUGGGUGUCUCACACAGUUAUAUUUUUUCAUUAUGUUUGCCCAUAUAGAUAACUUACUCUUGUCAGUGAUGGCCUAUGAUCGCUUUGUUGCUGUAUGCCAUCCCUUACACUACACAACAAAAAUGACCCAUCAGCUCUGUGCUCUGCUGGUCGCUGGACCGUGGGUCACUGCUAAUAUGAAUGCUCUGUUGCAUACCCUGCUGAUAGCUAGACUUUCAUUCUGUGCAGACAACAUUAUUCCCCACUUUUUCUGUGAUGUGAGUCCUCUCUUGAAACUCUCCUGCUCUGAUACACACCUCAAUGAAAUGAUGAUUCUUACUGAAGGGGCACUGAUAAUGAUCACCCCAUUGGUUUGCAUCCUGGUUUCCUACAUUUGCAUCACUUGUGCUGUCUUGAGAGUCCCAUCCACAAAAGGAAAAUGGAAAGCAUUCUCCACCUGUGGCUCCCACCUGGCUGUGGUUUCCCUCUUCUAUGGCACCAUCAUUGCUGUGUAUUUCAACCCUUCAUCCUCCCACUCAGCUGAGAAAGACACAGUAGCUACUGUGAUGUACACUGUGGUGAUUCCCAUGCUGAACCCUUUCAUCUACAGCCUGAGGAACAAGGAUAUGAAAGAGGCUCUAAGAAAAAUGAUUGGCAGGAAGACAGGUUCUAUAUGA
Messenger RNA from Chrysochloris asiatica (Cape golden mole), 942 nucleotides. Its product is annotated as olfactory receptor 1F1-like. Gene Ontology annotation, cellular component: membrane. The transcript has a single exon. Bases 1 to 942 code for a protein of 313 amino acids. The record is from RefSeq and is a predicted model, not a curated record. NCBI's taxonomy places the organism in Eukaryota, Metazoa, Chordata, Mammalia, Afrosoricida, Chrysochloridae. Gene Ontology annotation, biological process: G protein-coupled receptor signaling pathway. Gene Ontology annotation, molecular function: G protein-coupled receptor activity; olfactory receptor activity.